Messenger RNA from Macrosteles quadrilineatus (aster leafhopper), 12081 nucleotides. RefSeq lists its product as uncharacterized. Gene Ontology annotation, biological process: activation of GTPase activity; regulation of small GTPase mediated signal transduction. The record is from RefSeq and is a predicted model, not a curated record. The transcript is spliced from 22 exons. Gene Ontology annotation, molecular function: protein binding; GTPase activator activity. Gene Ontology annotation, cellular component: cytoplasm. Bases 198 to 5033 code for a protein of 1611 amino acids. NCBI's taxonomy places the organism in Eukaryota, Metazoa, Arthropoda, Insecta, Hemiptera, Cicadellidae.
GUGUGUAGUGCCACCGCUCCGGGUACAUCUCUAUGAUUAGCUGAUUAAGGAAAAACUCGAAAUGGGAUCGUAGCUUCCCAGAUGUUUUGCUGACACAGUUUCAAAGUGAUACGAACGAAAAGAACAAGCUGAGGAGAAGACGGUCAUCAUCUUUUAGCUGUAUUGGAGAUCUGAAGCUGAAGACUUGAGAAUGAGAAAUGUCGCAUCCAACGACCCGUCUCCGGCAUUACAGGACAAUGACAGCCAUCUGUUUCGUCUGCAACUUGCCGAUCCUCAGUCACCAGGUGGGGCUGGUGUGGCAGGGCGGCAAUGGCUGGGACGACAUGGUGAGAGAGCAGGUAGAGGAGUCCACUCUGAGGAGUCGUCUAGGCGCCGGACGUCGCGACUCCUCGGCGCAGAUCACCAGCAUCUCUCCUCCUACAGAGACCCAAGAGACGUCACCCCCCGUGUCAGGGAGGCGUCGACGCUCCUCUCUGGCACAGCUCACCGAUAUACUCCGCGAGUGGAGCGGACAUCCGGCGAAAACGCGCGGUAGCAAACCCCUAGUGCGCCGCGAGACGCUGGCCGACCUCGCACGGUCCCUGCCGUGGUCCAGGCCCGCAGACUCAGGCUCGUACCGGAAACGCCGCGAAUCGUCCGCGGACUCUGGAGUGAAGUCGGCGUCCACCAAGUCGCGUCGCGAGUCGGGUAGUACGAUCGCCGCCGAUAUCGCACGUAUCUGGAAGAGCAAGGACACGAGAGACACGGUGAUAGUGGCGUCCACGGAGCGACGACGAAGUUCUGACGCGUCGCACCGCAGCGGCGGUAGGAGAGACUCGAACGCGUUACCGGGAAGUUCCAGGAGAGGCUCUGGGGAGUCGGCAAAGAGUGGGAGAAGGGACUCCAACGCGGGGGCCGUGCCUCAGCAGACACCCAAGAUACAACAUCAACACACGCAUAGACAUCACCACGGGAGGAGAAAGUCCAAGCCGAGUAUAGAGCCUCCACCGGCAAAGUACUAUAGAGACGACCAGAGACCGUCGACCUCCUCUACGGCCUCGGACAGCGCCCCCGUGGUCCUCACUCUCUCCUCCACCACCGACAUGGGCACUGGAGUGUUACCUCCUCCUACAAUAUCUCUAACUGCCUCCAUCACUCCCCCACCUACGUCUCCAGGAUGGCCGACCACGCCCGUGUCCUCUGCGGCGCCGGCCUCUCCUACAGCGCCUCCACCCACCACCACCACGGCCGUCACCCCCGGGUCUGGCACUCCUCCGGUCAUCCCAUCCACCACGACAGCCACCGCCACCAGCUCGGCUACCACUACCACCACUACUGCUACCUCACCCGCCCCAGCCCCCCACCCACUGCUGAACACUAGACGAGACUCUACCACACAGGUUUACCUGAAGGAGUCACGGAGAAGAGACUCCAGGGCUGGCCACGACCGCUCCCCCGAGCGACGACCGGUCAACAAGGAACCCUCCCCUAACAAGUUCAGACUCCCUAGACAGUCCACCGCUAUAGAUGAGAGUUGCCUGCCCCCAGGCGUGUGGGGACGCCGAGGGUCACAGCCCACCGCCCUCUCUCCCGACCCUGAGGACAGUACCUCUAGGAAAGCCAGAAGAGACUCUCUCUCCCCGGACUCCGCCAGCUACUCCAGGUCUGGCAGACGAGAUUCCCGAUCCCACCUGUCCCCGGACAGGACAGGGGAUCGUGACGUCUCCCCGGUGGGAAGGAACAGGAGAGGUAGACUUAGAAGGCAAUCUACCUCAAUAGCUGGGAAUCGUAGAGGUUCCCAUUCUCCGAGAUCCCCUGACUCCUCCUCGACGUGUUCCUCUAGAGAUCCCUCCCCUUCCAACAAGCCGGCCGCUCCUCCCCCCGUGUCUUACGAGAGGCCUGCGAUUCGAAGACAAUCCACGACCGAGGAGAUCCUCAUCGCUAGAGGGUUCCGCAGACAGUCUACUACCGAGGAGAUGAUUCGGUGUCGAAACUUCAGAAGGCAGAGUUCACAGAGUGACGACUGCUGCAGAUACAGAGGAAGGAGAGACUCGAGUGCGCAGAUCACUGACGGAACACUCGCUACCAUGACAGUGGAGACCACCAGCACCUUCUUCGACUCCAGCACUCAAACAGAGCCCUCGGCGCUAUACGACAAUAACCAUUACCAUGAGGAAUGCCUGCGCUGCAACUCCUGUGGCCUCAAUCUGACCGGGCCCAACCAGAAACGCGCUCGUCGCUUCAAAAACCACAUCCUGUGCGACCUGCACUUCGCCGACGUUGCGCUCAUGGAGUGCUCGGACUUCAUGCAGCAGUUGCGCAGCUUCAAGCCCCAGUCGCUCGGCUGCGCUGUUGCUAGGAGAAAGAGUUCCACGACGCUAAUCUUCCCGUUACCACCACAAGCAUGUUCAGAUGAGUUUUGCGAGGAGUUCCCUCACAACCUGAUCCCCACGCCCGGCUACUGGAUAGAAUGUUCCCGGCAGAAGAUCGCCUCCGACACCAUCUGGGACGAGAGCGAGAGCGACAGGGACGACGACAGGGUAGACGACGACGACACCGAGGAUGCAAGGCCUUCCAGAGACAUGCUGCUGGAGGAUGACGAGGAUGAUGAGGAAGAGGAACCACCGAGGAAAAAGACGACAAUCGAGGAACAGUGGGAGAAGAACGGAGGUUUUGAGCUGACGUCGGUGGAGCAGGAGACUUAUGAAAAGUACUUCUAUGGGACCGAACAUUGGAACUACUUCACCAACGAUGAGGAUUUGGGGCCGGUCAUCCUCAGCAUCAAACAGGAAAUGCUCAACGGCAGGGAUCAGUUCAGGAUACUGGUGCGGGCCAUCAGCUACACGGUGCAUGGUCUGAUUCCUGCCUCCUGUGUGUUCGCUGACCGCUACAACCGCGAGGAGGUGGUGCGCUCUCUCGGCAAGGAAGUCAACAUCAACCCUCCUCUAGUGCUAGGACAGCUGCCCGACACUCCGGAGGAGCUCCUCAAGCUGGAUCAGGUGUUCAUCAAGUCCGAGCUCAAGGUAGGCGUGUUGUAUGUAAAGGAAGGGCAAUACACCGAGGAAGAAAUACUGGACAACAAUGAGAAUAGUUCACUUUUCAACGAGUUUUUGCAAAUCCUAGGCGAGAGAGUGAGAUUAAAAGGUUUCGACAAGUACAAGGGAGGUUUGGACACCGUGCAUGACCUGACGGGUCUCUACUCAGUCUACACCAACUGGCGAGGAAUAGAAAUCAUGUUCCACGUCUCCACACAGUUGCCUUACGAGAGCCACGAUCCUCAAAAGCUUCAAAGGAAGCGACACAUCGGCAACGACAUUGUAUGUGUCGUGUUCCUAGAAGCGGACAAUACGUCGUUCUCACCCGCCUGUAUCAAGUCUCACUUCCUUCACACAUUCAUACUCGUAAGGACCAGCCCAAGGAUCAAACGGAAACCCACCAGAUAUGAGGUGUCGGUGGUGACUCGGGACGAGGUCGGGGCCUACAAGCCCUACCUGUGGGAACAGUCGGUGUUUGACAAGGGUCCAAUGUUCCGGGAAUGGCUGCUCACCAAGAUAGUGAACGGAGAGCGAGCGAGCUACUCAGCACCCAAGUUUGCCAGGAUGCAGGAGCGAACCAGGUCACAAAUGCUGGAGGACAUUGUAGCCAACCUUGCCAACCACGCAGAGACUGGGCAGAUACCAAAACCUUACAGGCGUGGCUCGUGGAGACCUAUAGGACACAUGAGACCGUCCAGUCCUCUCUUGGAUUCCGUGAGAGAUAGAUUCGAGGAGUACGACCAACUAGCAAAAGACUUUGCCAAAGUGUUCUCACAAGAUGAUGCAAACAUUGCCAUCAAUGCUCACCUCUUUGAUGUAAUCUUCCUGGUUGGUCAAUCCAAACAGAAAAGUAAACUGAUUGGAGUACGAGCAAUUCUUGGAGUUCGAAGCAGGGUUUUUCAAGAGAUGCUGUAUGGUAUUUCGACGGGGUUCGGCUCCCCACAAGUGCCUGUCGCAGAGCUCCUAGCUAGAGCUGUGCCUAGUCUGCCGAGCCCUCAGAAGCCAAAGAGCAGCAAUUUCCUGCAAGUUCCUGAUAUCGAAAGUCCAAGGCCUAAAAGUGUGCCAAGUUCUCCUAUGGUGAAGAGAGCCUUCUCGAGGUUAGGAACGCUGACAGCUGGAUGGGGCAGAUCCAUAAGGAAGCAACACACGCAACUGUCAGCCGAGGACAAGAAGAAAUGGGCCUCUUCUCAAGACUGUUCAAAUAAAGAUGGCAAAGACAAGGACAAAGACAAGCCAGGGGCGUCUCAGUUAGCAGUGCCUAGGCUCAGUGUGUGUGCGGAUGUGCAGAAGGUGGACAGGGCCAAACUAGCUCAAGUAGAGUUUACUAUCAUAGAGUUUGACCCAGAUACCUUCCGGAUAUUGCUGGACUACCUACACACCAGCUCUUGUCCACUGACAUGUACCAACAUUCCUGGGCUGAUAUGUGCGGCAGAGCAUUACGAUCUGCCAGAACUGCUACAGGCUUGCUUCCAUCACGCCAAGCAGUUCUUGCGGAUAGAAGUGGUUUGCUCAAUGCUGUGUUCGCUGGAGAACUAUUACUGGAGAUACACGUCGGCCUCGGAGCUGGUCAACAUGAUCCUAGCCUUUGUAGAGACCCGAGCCCACCAGCUGUUCCAGAUGACGGACUUUGUGAACUUGUCCGAGUCCAUGGUUCAGAUGAUUAUGUGUCGUAACUUGGAGAUCCCUGAGGUUAGGAAGUUUGAGGCGAUGUUGGCGUGGGCCAAACACAAGAUCCGGACAAAGUCUUCAACAAAGAUGGAUGCCAAACUGGAGUUUAAAGUCACCAUGGAUAGGCUAUCAAGAGAUCUCAAACUGUAUAGGAUAUCACCACAGGAAUUGAUAAAGAUUGUUCUUCCAACAAAAGCAAUCAAAAACGAGAGGAUCCUGGAGACGCUGAUGUUCCAAGCCAACUCCGGGAUGUACCGGAUACAGGAAGGUUACCUUGAGGCGUGCCAGCAAAGACUGCAAAAACAGGAUUCUAGGUUUAGUGAAUGGGAAUCGUUCGACUAUGGUAUUUAACACCAAGCUAAAGAGACGUUGACAUAAACUGUCUGUCUCUUCUCUGCUUACUAAGUGUUCUUCUGGUCAAAGACUUUCUACUGUAAUGUAUGAUUAUUUUCCGUCAACAUUGAGCAGUCAGUGUUAAGACCCUGUUGAGCUAAAACGUGUGAUGUUCAUGAUUACGAUGAUUAACUGUUUAAAAUCGUAAUAUUAUGUGCUCGUAAGGGUUUUGAAAAUUAAUUUUUUUAAAUUUUUGUAAGAAAAUGUACUACGGUAUAAAACAAAAAAACAGUAUGUUUUUUUACUGUCUUAGUCAGAUUUAAUAUCUGUGAUUUAGUCAUGUGUAGAUGGCUUUAUCUUGAUUUCACUGGGAUUUCAAUUAAAAUGCAACAAAUAAUUUUGAACUAUUAUUCUAAACACAAGAAUCUACUACUUAACAACUUCUUUAUAGUUUACUAAAGAAAUCUCAAGUACAUUUAUCACACUGUCAAUAUACAACUAUUUUUUUAUGAGUAGGUAUAACAUAACAUUUACAAACAUUAAUGCAAAAAAAAUCAUUUGUGGUUCUUACAAUUUGACUGCUCAAAAAUUUGACGUUUUUACGACACCCAAGCAUGUCAAAGUAAUUUAUAUCUAGAAAAGUGAAAUCAGCUAUCCUUGGUUAGUUGUAAAUGUUAUUUAAUUAAUAUAAUUUGAUUGGCAUAAGUUUGAAAUGUAUAACUCCAGAAACAAACAACAUUAAACAUCCAAAAUUAUAAUACUAAAUUGUAAUUGGAAUAUUUGAAUAUUAUAUUCAGUACGGUACUAUUGUCUCUAAAAAACACUUUUGACUUUUUGUAUUGUUAGUAAAAUUUUGUGGUAAGUUAUGGACAAUAGCACUUAAUAUUAAUGGGAUUGACUUAUAAUAUGUCAUUAUUCUAUAAUGUUACUCCUUGAAAUCGAAAUAAGUAAAAUAAGAUUUUUUUAAUACAUUAUAUCUAUUGUAAGUCAACCCUGUUACAAUUAUUUUAUUCCAAUUGAUUCUAAAAUAUAACAAAUAAACUGAGCUACAGUAUUUGCUAAAAACUUUUACGUUUUGAAAUUGAAAAUGCCCUACUGUUAUUAGACCCAGGCCCACUUUUAUAAACGGGCAGACUGGGCAUAUGCCCAGGGGCGCCGGAGGUUUGGGGGCGCCCACCGGGUGCCCCUUAACCACCGCCCGCCCGCACUAGGAAAAAAGGGGGCGCUGCUUUUGUGUUUGACCAGAGCUCCACUGGCCCUUAACGCAGCCCUGAUUAGACCUCAAAAAUAUAAUUAAAACAUUAUAUUAAAGCUAAAACGCUAAGAUUAAUGAUCAAGUUAUAGAGGUCUUUUGGACACUGAUCUACUUUUAAUUUCAAAUUGCUUUUUCCAGAAAAUAACAGGAUGAACAAAAAAUUAAUUAUUUUAUAACUCAAUGCAGUUAGUAUUAUAAAUUAAAGAUCGUCAUUUAUACCAUAGACAAAAAGAAUUAAAUAUUGACCGUCAGCUGUGCUGCGGUUACCAUAGGUUCUGGCGCACACCGCUUGGAGCACCACGGUAGUUACGGCGUACGCACUACGUAAACUACAGCGGUGUGCGCCGGAACCUAUGGUAACCAUGGCAACCGAAGCACGGCUGACAGUCUAUAUUUCAUUCUUUUUGUCUAUGUUUAUACUAACCAAUAGCUGGUUUACUUUUCUCUCUUAUUGGGCUCAUAUUUUACUUUGAUUUAACUAAGCACUAUGAGAUACUUUACCUACUGUCUCACUUGUUAUCUGUUGAACUGUUGAGGAAUAAUUUAUCUACGUUUAAAUAAUUUGUUACAUGUAAUAUCUAGAUAUUUUUAAAGCUUUAUGGGAUCAAAAUAAAAAACAUAUUCUUAGGCUAUUGUAAAGUUGUUCAAAGUAUUGAUGUUUUUGGUACGCCUUUUUUCAAGAGUAUCUCUGUAAAAAUAUUUUUAUAACUUCCAGCCAAGAGAGGUAGUUAUUUUUGCCAUGUUUGAUGUGGACACCACUUCAGCUGUCAAAAACAGUUUCUUUGCAUUGCUGAAAAUGUUUGUGAUAUGGUCUGUACCAAACUUUUUAUUAUUAUAAUAUAAGUAUGGUUGCAAACAUUCAAUUUGGAGAAUAAUCAAAAUUCUGAAAGGUAACUUCUUGAUUAAUGUUUGUCAGUCAACAAAUGUUAUUUAUUUGAAUGAGUGGGAUGGUCAUAGUGGAAUUUUUUUAUUAUAAAAAAAUAUUAUAAAAUUGCAUAAAAGAGUAAAAAAAAUUAACAGGUGUUCAAUGAUUUUCAUUUUACAGAGACGUGUUUGAUGAUGAUACCUAAUAGCUUGUGGCAUGGUUUAUUUCUUUUCAUUCUAGAGAGGGUGCUAAAAGUUGUGACAGGUCCAAAAUAAUCUUCAAAAUUCAGGUUUGGAAAACUGAAAUUUUUAUUGUAAUUGGCAGCAAGUACUUUAGUUUGAAUUCGGGCAAAGAUAUGCAUAGUUACUAAAUACAGUUUUUCCUCAAUAAUCCUUGAAUUCAUAAUUUAGAUAUUUUUAUUCUAUGUUUGAAGUUUGAUGGUGAGUUAUUUAAAGGGAAGAGCUUAUUGCACACAUUUUCCCUCACGAUUAAAGUUCACAAAAUGUUCACAAUGUUUAGGGGUUGUGUCUAGAAAAUUUCUAAAUUGAUUAAUUAGUAAUCCUGCAGUUUUUUAGGCAGGUUGCAUAAGCCUUUGUUUUGUGGUAAUUGUUUAAAAAAGGAAUUUUAAUACAGUUUGAAGUACUUUUAAAUAUCACUAACCCCUCCCUUCCUGUUACGGCCCUACCUUAAAACCAAAAAUUGUUUUAACCAAAACUAUUUAUUAAUUUCCUAACAAUCCCUACAUACUAAACAGAAUCAAAAUGUAUUUGUUCUUUUCUUAAAUAUUUUUAAUAAAAACAAAUUUGUUUAUAUAAAUUAUAAUUAUUUAACUUCAAUUUGAGUGAUAAAAUUCAAAAUUUUAAAAAUUUUAAUCCUCUUUUACCAGAUAGCGUUUUAUUACAAAAAUAUUUUUAAUUUUAGCGAACUGCUUUUACACAUAUUUGACAUGCUUAAAUGUAAAAAAAUAAUAGGUUUGGUAUAGAUUAUUAUCUUGAAGUGUUUAUACAUACAUGACAUAAUAUUCUCCAUUAGGCCAACUGGAGAAAUGUGUAUGUUCUAAUGAACCUAACUGUUGUAUGUUUAUAUAAAAAGUUUAUUUCAUGUGUUGUUAACCUUUUUUAGCUGAAACAGUUUACAUUCCCCCUAAAAAUAUUUCAACGUUUUGCAAAAAUGUAUUUAUUCACUACUAUUAGUAAAAAUGUAUAUUUGAAUUUUAUUUUGAAAAUAUAAACCGCAUAUUUACAAUAUCAACUUUGCUCAAUAUAGGGCCGUACUCCCAACCGGUUUUCCCAAACAAUUUUACAAUUUUACUGGGACCCACCAAACAUAUACUUCAAGGGGAAGGGGGCCCGGCCAAAAUAUCUUUACCGGACCUGCCAAAGCUGGGUACGGUCCUGGUUCAAUAGAUGUUAAAGAGAUAAAGAGUAAAAAGUUAAUAUGGAACCACCCAGACACAAUGUGAUAAAAGGCAAUAUUUUCAAUUAAUAGUUUUAAAAAUUAUAGGCCAAUUUUAUUCAAAUUACUUUAAUUUUUACCAUUUAAUAAAAUAAAUUAGUAAAAUUAGAACUAAUGUUAUCAAAUUGAACCUUUUAUUAUCAGGGAAAAGUCUUAUAUUUUAAACCUUUACUAUCAAUAAAAUACAUUAUUACUGCAAAUAAAAAUUAAGAUUGGUAGUAUAAUGUAUUUAUUAUUUUUUGCUGUUUCAAAAACAAUAGUUGACAGAAAACCAUUGAGGUACUAAAGUUUAAUAAAUAUAAUCAAAUGAUGUUAAACUUAUAAUGUAAACAUUACCAUAAUUUUCAAUUUUAUUAUAUGUCAAUUAUUUCAAAAGAAUCAUACAAUUGUUCAUCUAAAUUGUGAAAUUCAUAUUUUGUCAACAAAUUGUGUUGAAAUUAAAAGCUGCAAGUUGUUUACCAUAAAAAAUGUAAACUGUUUCCAGCGAAAUCGUUCCACACUGUACUGUUGAAUGGUCUAAACAAUAUUUACUAAUACGCUUAUACACUGAAAUCAAUGGGUAACCGUGUUCUCCUAGAGUAAGCUAUGUAAGCCAAAGUCUAUGUUAACUGUGCCACAAUCGGUUCUCUGCACCCCUAUCCAACUACCCUACCCUCCCAGUACAAAUUGUGGCAGUGUGUAUUAUUUGUUGUGUAAGUGAUACAUUGUACCUUUUAAUUUAUAUCGUUGAUAUUUUUCUAUGAGAUUUUAUAAUAUCGUUUGUGUUUGUUGGACUUAAUAGAUGUAUUCGUAUUUGUUUACUGUAUUUGCAAAUUAUUUGUCCAGUGAUUCGAAUUAUCGGGUGAAAAUUGAUGGCGAACUUGAGUUUGAACAAAUAUGUACAAUUUAUAAUAUUUUAAGACAGAAUAGGUUAAUGUGUAUCUAAUUGUUUCCGGUCAACGCAAACUAUUGAAUCAACUGGUGAGUCGAGUCGGUGGCUCAGUUGGUAGCGUCGCGGACUUCGGGCCCAAGGCAGUAGUGUCGUGGGUUCGGACCCUGGUCACUGCCACAAACUUUUAUCAGUACAGUUCACCUUUGUACUGUACCAGCUCACCCCUUAAAGAAGCCGCCAACCUCUUAAAUAAAUAAAAAAAACUUGUACUUAUCUAUAUAUUAAUUUGAAACUGUUUUUCUUUGUGACAGCUAAUUUGAGAGAACGGCUGGGCGUAGAAACUUGGUAGGGGUCUCCAAAGAAAGGUCUUGGUCUGUAGAUGAGCCAUCAAAAGAGAAACGAGGUAAAUCCCCUUGGGGCUCUGCCCAGAGACCUUUAAAGUCCCCUCAGCAGAUUUGUUUACAUUAUGACAAUAUGUAUAAUUUUACACUAAUUUUAAUGAAACAGCUGUUAAUAUUUAAAUUGUAAUUUACUGAAUUUGUCAAAAUGAAGUAUUUGCAAUGGUUUUUUCUGUGAGUUUAAAAUCGAUUUUCUUCUGCAUCGUGUCAUGUUUUGCAAUAUAAUAUUCUAUUGCCAAAUCAGUGGAAAAUCCUAAUAUCACAGUAACUCUUAAAAUUAUUUGUUAUGGAGUUAACUUAUUCGCAAACAAUGGAAACAUAAGAAAGUCAUAGAACACAACCAAAUAGAAGAAAUAGAAAUACAAUCGUUAUUAUAGAGAACCUAAUGCGGCUAUUAGUAGGAAACAUUUGUAGAAAACUCUAAAAAACAAGAUCAGCUUUUGAAAAAAGAUAAGAUAUUUACAAACAGUUUUGAUUAUAUCUAACUGUUGUGUACAUCGUGAGUAUUUCCAUAAUCUUUGAGUCGGCUUUUAUAAAGUCAUCGAAAAUUAUGACAGUUAUUCGUUUUAAAAUAACGCCUGUAAUACUUCGCAACUGCUCGAAUUCAAGCAAAAGGUACACUAGUAUAUAUUAUGUCCUUAAAAUUUGCUCAAGCUUUCCCAAUGUUUGAAAUUUUUAGAGGGUUCAUUUGAAAGCAAAAUAUUAAUUGGUCUCAGUAGUAAAAGAAUUCAACACCAUAUUGUAUACAUCUGCCAUUAUUUCAUUUAGGCCCUACUUUAUAUAAAUUUCAUUAGACAUUGAUUUCACUCUGUUUGGUCAAAUUUUAGAGAGUUUGGAAAACUAAUAUUUAAAAUUUGUUUCUAUAAUCAAUUGGGGGAGCUGAAACCUGAGCUGACCCUCCACUCAGGGGGAGCUGUUUUCUGUAUUUUUGUAUUAUACUUAAAUGAAUGCAAGAUUCCCUUUUACCCCUUCACUCCCAGGGUGAAGAAGGGUAAAGCAAUGUAGUUUAAUGUCAACAUUUGGGCAGACAUUUGAUUUUUAUAAACAUGAUUAUCAUGGUAGGAAAACAAUAUUUAAAUAGUGCAUGAUAGAAUUUAAAAAUAUUAUAAAACCAAUUUCAAAUUUGUCCAUCAGGUUCCUACAACAGUAAGUAAAACUUUUACUGUGUACAAUGACUCCAUAUUUAUGUUUUGUUGCAAUGAAUUCCACAACAAUUUUCAGAGGUCCUGUGGGCCUUAUCUUAUUGCAGAAUCUAGUUUUAACCAUCCAGUGCUAUCAAAGUUUAUAAAUCAAAAUAUUGUUUGUAAACACUGAUUAAAACUACAGUUUACUGAUUAAUCUGAUUAGCUCUGAUAUUGCAAAAAUUUGAUGGGAGGCAAAACCUACCCUGACUCAUUUUUUAGCUUUUCUAUUGUUAACAUUGGUAGGAUAAAGCUUAAACGCAAUUAAUGAGGUUGGUACAUUCCAAAAUUUACUUGGAAUUCAAAAAUUAAUUCAUUCUCCUGACAAUAUUUUGCCAGCAUAUACUUGAAGAGUUUUCUGGGAUAUGAGGAUUUACUAAAAUGUGUUUAGCUAGCUGAGGAAAUAUGUACCUAAUUCUAUCUAUCUCAGAUUGGCAAGGGGGCUGUGUUUAAAAUGUAAUUACAGUCCAUAAAGUAAUACCUGGAGAUUAAAUUACAAAAAUACCUUAUGGGUCAAAAUAUUUCAUUUUUGAUAUUUGAUUAUAACAAAAUUACACUGUAAAAAGUUAUUUUGUCUUACACCAAAAAGGUGUAAAUAAACUAAUCGUAACACUACAACUUAUAAUUUUUCAGAAAAUGAUAAGUAUUCAGUAAUUAUUCAUAUCAUAGAAUCACUGGGCAAAUUACAGCAAUAAUCGUUUAAGUUUUAUAAAAGCUUUAAUAUAGUGAUCGUUGUAAAACUUUACUUAAAUCUAUUUUUCCAGAUUUAAAAAAUGAGAAAAAAUACUAAGUGUCUUAUGUGUAAAUAAUGGAUAAAUUUAAUUCAAACCAAACGUGUCUGUAAGUGUGGAUGUUAAGGUGUUUUGUAUGUAUAAGGCACCAGACUCUUCGAAUGACUUUUCUACGAAUCUUAGACAUAAGAAUGAAUUAGUUUAGAGAUUGUAUUUUGUACAUACGUGGAUAUAUGUGCUUCAUGUCUGUGCAGUGGUAUCUGUUCUACAGUGUGCAAACAUGGAAUAAAGUCAAAGUUUAUUUAGAUAA